CAAGUACAAGUUGUGCUUUGAGCCCAUAUGAUCUGGGUCUGGAUGCCUCGCCAAAACCCAAUUCCUUUUGACGCCAACCCAACAUUGCACCUGAGCCAUUCCAAAAGCUUCGGGCCAGCUCGAUCCUUGCCCUUUGCCGUCGGAUACUGUUGGUAUUGUGUCGGAGUAUUGGAGUAUUAUUACAUUGGCUAUUUUCUUCUUCUUUUUUUUUUCGGCCUUCUUCCACAGAAACAAAACAGCGGAACAAUUAAGAAACAAUAAGACAAGGGCUCCACGGACCUGCAGCCUUGGUGAGCUAGAAGACGACCCCGAGGAGGCGCCGCGUACAGGAAAAGUUACGGGCCUGCUGGUUGGGGUUCUGCCAUCCUUGAACCUAACCGCCCGCACGUCAAACGUGGGACCUCGCAAGCCUUCCAAGAGAGCCGCUGGGACCCUUGACCCUCCAGUCGAGUUUCACCGCCGCGGCUCACCCCCUCCGAGCGAUAUUCAGCUACUGCAUUUAGCUACCAGCUCUUGACUCUGACACCAACGUUAAUCCCAUUCACUCGGUUUUUUCUUUACCUGAUAAUGUCAAACCUCUUUUCUGGAAUCAACGCCCGUUUCCGGGGUGGUACCAACAAACCGGCCAUUCAGACCAAGAGUCCUCCAAACCUAGGCUCGGGUCCUGCUUCUCCCACCGCCUUGUCAGCCAGUCAGUCGUCAAGCAGCCUGGCCUCAAAGCUGCCUCCUCUUCCAAACUCUCCUUCGCUGGCCCAGACCCUUGGUAUGGAUGAGAACAGCGGCAUUAUGGCGACCGGCGAAGAUAUUCUCAACUCUUACCACCUACCCCGCCCAUUGCCCUUGUGGCUUAACCCCGGCUAUGCACGACAUAUCGUCAAGGGCAACUUUAUGACCCUAAGUGCAAGACCAAAGACGGUUGAACAGGGCGAGUGGAUUGCACAUCAAGUGGUCGAACACUAUAGAAAUCUCUGGAAUUUUGUCAGGGUUGUUCACGAAAAGGAGGAGGACGGAACAACAAUCUGCAAUUCCACCACCUGUCCUCGGACGUCUGCUGGGGCCAACCACUCGUUCACAUGGCUCAACUCCCGGAGAGAGCCUGUUGAGCUACCCGCCCAUGAGUACAUGACUCUCAUGCAGCGUUGGAUCUCGGGCAAGAUUGAUGAUACCAACAUCUUCCCGACGGAGGCCUCAGGAGUUUCGUUUGCACACAACCCUCAGUACUGCCCGCCGGCACUGUCACAGUUGGCCGGACCGGGAGGCGAGGGUGGUGACUGGGUUGGCAAACGCAGCGGGUUCCCCGAGAACUUUGUCGAGGUCUGCAAGACCAUCUUCCGCCAAAUGUUCCGCGUCUAUGCACACCUGUAUUGGGCCCACUUUGUCGAGCCGUUUUACCAUCUCAACCUCGAAAAGCAACUGAACAGUUGCUUUAGCCAUUUCGUCCUCACCGCCACCGCCCUCGAUAUGCUCAAGCCCCACGAGCUGGAGCCCAUGCAACCGCUGAUCGACCUUUGGGCGGCUAACGGAACAUUCCCGCAGGGAUCCAGGGCCUACGAAUAUGCCAACCUUCGCGCUGGCGAGAAGCUGAUGCAACUGGGAGGCAUGUCUACAUCAUGAGCCCGAUAGUCUUGCUACACCCACCGCCAAGAAUUAUCAUGUUGCAUGGUGGAGCAUGUAAUUUGUCGCAAAUGGGAUUGUACGAGCGGUUGCAGCACUUUGCCGGCCUGCUUGGAUGAAUUGCAGCCGAAUAUUUUAUGAGGCUAUGGCUAUGGCUAAGGAGAGAACAUUGGUUUUGGAAUUCAAGGCAUUUCCCCACUGUUCUUAAAGCCAAGAUUUGAUGGCCUUGAUCUCGGCAAAUGCAUUAUUUUCAUACAAGCAGCGCUUGGAAGACUAGGUGGCUGGGUAAUCCUCAAUACAAAACUUGAUUCGGGGUAUAUCUACACGGAGAGUUUCCUAUCACUUGUGAAUGCACACGUGGAUAGAGAUCAUCAUCCCACAAAGGUGUUUUGUUGUUGUUUUGAAUAUGUAGCCACUCGCUCCUGACUCCUAACCUCGAGUCAUUAUCACGAUGGUGUUUAUUCGUGAUUAAUGAAUGGCAUUCAUUCGAAGGGAAAAACUUCAUCAUCAGGUGAGCGCAGACGAAAUUCACAAGUAGCAAACCCUGUCCUUCGGUCCUUCGGAGAACAAGUAGUACAGGGCAGCAAUUCUCCGACAACAAACAACCGAAAGCAAGUGACUGGACUGUUCUCGGACCAGACUAGGCAGCCACCUCACUAAUCUUGUACUCCACGAUGACAGGCUUGCCCUCCUGGAGAAUGAAUCGGCCCGACCCGACGUAUACCUUCUCAGACAUUGCCUUGAGAGCCUCGUUGUCGCACUCAAACGACACUUGUGUGACUGUAUCCAUCGAGUUAAAACCACAGCAAUGCCCACGGAGUCAGACAUCGAACAAGAGAGCUGGGGGAUGGAGAUUACAAUAAUGAUGACAGAAAGAAAGCCGCAAAACGAUUAACCAUGAGAAGAACUUACAAACCUCCCCAAACUCAGUCGUCUUGGCCUCGGGGCUACCGGAGAGGACCAGACCCGCCGGGCCGGUGGUGGAGCCGGUGCCCCUGUAGUCGAACCUGAAGUGGGCGCCCGACUUGGCGUCACGCAUGAGGCUGCUGACCUCGAGGCGGACGUGCCGCUGAUCCGGGUCCGGGCGGAUGUAGUCACUGCCGUGCAGGAAGACGGCGUCGACCUGGAUGGGGUAGCCGGGCUCGGACUUGAGGGAGCCGGCCUCGGGCACGAAGCCGGCGUGGACUAGACCGCCGGAGCGGGUGCUGCCGAUCGACGUCGGGGCGGUGAUUGGGACCUAAGGAUUUUUUUUUACUCGGUUUUAAUCGCGUAUUAUUGCAUGGGGCGUUUGGUUCGGAGUUGGGUGAGCUAAUGUAUUGAGUACUGGCUAGUCCAAUCUCCAGUGGGCUAAUGCAUGAUUCAAGCGCCACCGUGAUGUCAAGUUAUAGGACGAUGUCGAUGUGGAUGUUGUUUGGGUGAUCUGUACUUCCUCCCAUCACAACUACCAGGUAGGUAACUUACCUCGGCCGUGAAGGCGGGAAUAAGCUUUGGGAAUCCCGACAUCUUUGUGAGAGAGAUGGCGUUCUUCAGGUAUUGAGUUGGGUCUGGUAACCGUCGAUAUCUACGCGGCUACACGACAAUUCUUUCCUGUUCUUUUACUGUAAUGAGACUCCG
Messenger RNA from Pyricularia oryzae 70-15, 3228 nucleotides. RefSeq lists its product as uncharacterized. Gene Ontology annotation, cellular component: cytoplasm; nucleus. NCBI's taxonomy places the organism in Eukaryota, Fungi, Ascomycota, Sordariomycetes, Magnaporthales, Pyriculariaceae. The record is from RefSeq and is a predicted model, not a curated record. Gene Ontology annotation, biological process: positive regulation of protein phosphorylation; cell division; signal transduction. The transcript has 4 exons. Bases 568 to 1614 code for a protein of 348 amino acids. Gene Ontology annotation, molecular function: protein kinase activator activity.